AUGAUAUUUGUUCUUGAUGACUUUGUGGCCUUUGCUGAAAAUUCUAAAAAUCAAUCAUUGUUAUAUAUUUUAUUAGACGCUUGCCAAAAUUCUAAAAUAUCUUUAUGUGUUAUAGCCAUAACUCCAAAUAUAAAUUCUUUGGAAAAUUUGGAGAAAAGGGUAAAAUCAAGAUUCAGCCAAAGACAAUAUUUACUUUUACCAAUAAGAGACUUUGAAUUAUUUCAAAAAUUUCUUCUAAAUAUGUUAUCAAUACGCGGGAAGGACAUUGAUUUAAUUGGUGAGCUUCAUACUUUUGAAAUCACUGAGUGGAAUCAAAAUAUUAAUAUGUUGCUAAAUGAUGGGAAUUUUAUAGAAAAUCUGAAAAAUAUUUUUAAAUUUUCUACCGAUUAUAAGCUCUUGCUUAAUAUAAUAAUUACAGCCAUCAUAAAUGGAAGUAUUAAUUUUGAUAACAAUAUUUUGCCCAUUAUGAACGCAUUUAAACAGCAAACCGAUAAUUCUCAAUUACUCAUAUUUAAAGACUUCUCAAUCUUAGAAACGUGCGUGGUUUUGGCCGCUUUAAAAAUUUUAUUUAGGGAUGAUGAUGAAUGCUACUUUAAUUUUGAUAUGCUUAUGAUUGAACUAUGUGCGCAUAAAGAGACAAUGGCAUUUUUCAGAAGCACGCCAGAAGCUAUUUUUAUGAAAACAUAUCAAAAGUUAUGCGAAUUAGAAGUGUUUGUUCCCUCGUCUAUCACUCAAUCAACUAUUACAAAAUAUUCCAUAUCUACUCAAUUCAUGGACAUCAACAAAAAUCGAGACUUGCGUCGUAACAGUUUUGAUACUUCCCUCAUACGAUUCAAGCCCUUCACUUCGAAUUUAUAUUUUGAUUAUGAUUACUUCUUAAAUAAUCUCGAUAAUGUUUGUACAAACAUACCAACCGACAUAUAUAGAUGGGCCAAAGAUAAAUUAUAGAAAUAUUUAUUAUUAUUGAUAUUAUUAUUUUAUAAAUUGAUUCUAGUAUAUAUAAAAUAAAUUAGUAUUUUUAUUAA
This is a messenger RNA of Gordionus sp. m RMFG-2023, 1025 nucleotides long. Its product is annotated as origin recognition complex subunit 4-like. NCBI's taxonomy places the organism in Eukaryota, Metazoa, Nematomorpha, Gordioida, Chordodea, Parachordodidae. Gene Ontology annotation, biological process: DNA replication; DNA replication initiation. Gene Ontology annotation, molecular function: DNA replication origin binding. The transcript is spliced from 6 exons. The coding region runs from base 1 to 948 and encodes 315 amino acids. Gene Ontology annotation, cellular component: nucleus; nuclear origin of replication recognition complex. The record is from RefSeq and is a predicted model, not a curated record.